Melopsittacus undulatus (budgerigar) is the source of this 1135-nucleotide messenger RNA. It is a transcript of the gene LY96, whose product is annotated as lymphocyte antigen 96. The coding region runs from base 220 to 687 and encodes 155 amino acids. Lineage: Eukaryota; Metazoa; Chordata; Aves; Psittaciformes; Psittaculidae. Gene Ontology annotation, cellular component: lipopolysaccharide receptor complex. Gene Ontology annotation, biological process: positive regulation of lipopolysaccharide-mediated signaling pathway; cellular response to lipopolysaccharide; detection of lipopolysaccharide. Gene Ontology annotation, molecular function: Toll-like receptor 4 binding; lipopolysaccharide immune receptor activity; lipopolysaccharide binding. The record is from RefSeq and is a predicted model, not a curated record. The transcript has 5 exons.
GGAAAAUGUGACAGCAAAACCAGAAAUACAUUCUCUUCACAAAAUUUAUUGUGAUGAUAACCGAUAGUGCUGCAGUAGGAUUAAGAAGGCAAAGAAUUUGACAAAAUUACCAAAAGCAAAUUUCCCUGAAGACAUGUGACUGAGGAUGACUGCUGACUUUUUGUUCCUCUUUUCCUCAAACAAAAUUUGCUCACUGAAUAGUGAACAAAAUAAGUCUCCAUGUUUGGACUAAUUUUUUUCAUUUUAUUCACCCCUGGAGUCAGUGAACUUCUUUGUACAUCAUCAGAUCUAGAAAUGUCAUAUACUUUUUGUGAUUCUACAGCCCAUGCUUUCAUGUUUAAUUUGACUCCUUGCAGCACCAUGAACAAACCCAUCUGGAAUGCUGCUCUUACCUGGAUUCUAAGAAGUGACAUCAUCUUUUUGAAGAUUGUCUUCAAUGUUUGGUACGAUGGUGCCAGAGCAUUACACUGGAAAGAAGUCAUUUGCAGCGGAGCUGAUGAUGAAUACUCAGUGUGUGGAAUGCUGAAAGGAGAAACGCUUGAAACAGUGUUCAACAUUAAAGGUGCAAGAACAAAGUUUCCAAAGGGCAAUUAUAGCAUUAUUUUACAAGGAUUUUCUGAUGAUUCUGAGAAAAAUAUGAUCAUGUGCUUGAAUUUCACCAUGCUAGUAAAACGAGAUCCUUUCUGAAUGCAAGAGAUGUUUCAAAUCAUUGCAGAACAUGGAGGUCACUUCUGCAAGCAACUGGAAUCGGAACUGCGAAAUAAUAAGCACACUAAUUUUCCUGAGAUAGAGUACAUCGAAUACUGUUUGGAAAGCUACAUGAUGGAUAGUCUUAUACAUAUAUAGCACUACUGUAAUCAGAUGAUCAGUCAAUGUGCACAAAAUAUCUGGGAAUCAGGCAUCCUGAUUAAUCGCCAGAAUGACCUGACUGGAUGUCAGGCUGAGCAUUUUGGUGCUGUGCGUCAAGUUAUGAAAAAGCUGAGUCCUUUCAGACUGUGCUAAACUAAUUCAAGACAUUUUGAAGUGCAGGAAUCAGAAGUUUACUUGUACUCAAAAUAGAACAGUAAUUGAAUCUGGGAACUGUGGUGUUUGUGUGGGGGGGUUCUUUAAACAAUAAAAUUUUUUGUGCAGUCGA